Molecule: messenger RNA, 624 nt
Organism: Elgaria multicarinata webbii
Lineage: Eukaryota; Metazoa; Chordata; Lepidosauria; Squamata; Anguidae
Gene: MRAP2
Product: melanocortin 2 receptor accessory protein 2
Exons: 3
Coding region: 1-624 (207 amino acids)
Biological process (GO): protein localization to plasma membrane; regulation of adenylate cyclase-activating G protein-coupled receptor signaling pathway
Cellular component (GO): plasma membrane; endoplasmic reticulum
Molecular function (GO): signaling receptor regulator activity; type 3 melanocortin receptor binding; corticotropin hormone receptor binding
Source: RefSeq, a predicted model, not a curated record
AUGGCCGGACCCAGAUUUAUUUCCAACAGAACUUCCCAACAUGCUUUAUUAUCGAAUUCGGAUUACACUUGGGAGUAUGAAUAUUAUGAAUAUGGGCCAGUUUCUUUUGAAGACCUCAAAGCUCAUAAGUAUUCCAUUGUGAUUGGGUUUUGGGUUGGCCUGGCUGUCUUCGUCAUUUUUAUGUUCUUUGUGCUGACCUUGUUGACAAAGACAGGAGCGCCACACCAAGAGAAUACAGACUCUUCAGAGAAAAGGCUCUGCAUGAAUAACUUUGUGGCUGACUUUGGCCACCCACUGGAUUCUGACAGGAUCUUUUCUCCACAAGCUGCUGAAGAAUCCAGGUUGCUCUUCCACUGUUACAUCAAUGAAUGUGAGAACAUGGACAGGACAAAACAGUGCCUUAAAAUGCCUGUUAUGGACAGUAAUAUCCACUUCCAGGAGGUAAGUCAGAAUAGUGGGAGACUGGAAGAGGAGCUGCAUUCCCACACAAAAUUCAACAUCCCCAACUUUGUGAACACUGACCAGAAUUCUUCCCUGGGUGAAGAUGACCUGCUGAUUUCAGAGCCGCCUAUCAUUUUAGAGAACAAACCAGUAAGUCAAGCUUCCCAGCAAAUUCUUGACUGA